Messenger RNA from Capsicum annuum, 530 nucleotides. Its product is annotated as probable GDP-L-fucose synthase 1. Bases 1 to 387 code for a protein of 128 amino acids. The transcript has a single exon. Gene Ontology annotation, molecular function: GDP-L-fucose synthase activity. NCBI's taxonomy places the organism in Eukaryota, Viridiplantae, Streptophyta, Magnoliopsida, Solanales, Solanaceae. The record is from RefSeq and is a predicted model, not a curated record.
AUGGUAGAAAUGAGUCAAAUGACAAUUUCCACCUUGAAAACUCCCACUUUUUACCUGCAUUGUUAUGUAGAUUUCACGUUGUUAAGGGAGUUUUUACACGUCGAUGAUUUAGCGGAUGCAGUUGUGUUUCUGUUAGAGAAUUAUAGUGAUUUGGAGCAUGCUAAUGUGGGGAAUGGGAAGGAAGUGAGUAUUAAGGAGUUGGCGGAGUUGGUGAAGGAUGUUCUGGGGCUUAAAUGGGAGUUGGUUCGAGAUAUGAGUAAGCCGGAUGGGACACCGAGGAAGCUUAUGGAUAAUUUGAAGAUUACACCAAAGAUUUCGCUCCGAGAUGGUCUUGUUGAUACGUACAAAUGGUAUGUGGAGAAUUAUGGAAAGCAAUAUUGCAGGUGACUUUUGUAUGUUUACAAGAUUAUGACAUUGUUGUUGUUAUUCAUGUUUUCGGAUUGUUCAAAGAUUAUAAUAAGCUUGAAUUAUUCUCUUUGUACUUAUUUCAGAUACUAUGUUUAUGUUAAUUAUUUUUGCCAAAGAUUCAA